Aureobasidium subglaciale EXF-2481 is the source of this 275-nucleotide messenger RNA. RefSeq lists its product as uncharacterized. The transcript has 2 exons. The record is from RefSeq and is a predicted model, not a curated record. NCBI's taxonomy places the organism in Eukaryota, Fungi, Ascomycota, Dothideomycetes, Dothideales, Saccotheciaceae. The coding region runs from base 33 to 248 and encodes 71 amino acids.
CUGGCUUCCGUUGGCCAUAUGAAUGAAUGCAAAUGGCGCAGGUUUUGUUUGCUGCAGUUCACGUACUACUCGGAGUCAAGUUUGUUGGCGAAGACAUUGAGUCGCCCAGAGCUGGACGUCAAUGUCCCGCGCACAGCACGAGAGCAGGAACAGACGCUGUCUACUUUACCAAGAUGCGAUCCCCGCGCGGUGAUCAUCAGCGAUACGUUGAGGCUCUCGAUCUGUUUCUCGCAAACCCCGUUGGAUGAACACUACAGCGUGUCGUGGAUGGAUUG